This is a messenger RNA of Plutella xylostella (diamondback moth), 1023 nucleotides long. Lineage: Eukaryota; Metazoa; Arthropoda; Insecta; Lepidoptera; Plutellidae. The record is from RefSeq and is a predicted model, not a curated record.
AGGGAUUAUUUACUACAUAUAUUAUAGUUUAGCCAUACACUAGUCUGAAUAACAAGUUAAAUCUAUUGAAACUUUAUUCAGGUUCCCUGAAAUCUCGUAUUAGUAGCAACAAUGGAUCCCCUAGUAGAGCUAGCCCCUGCCCUGUGGGCCGCAGCGAGGGACACGUUUAAAAGCUCACCCCACUGCCUGCCAGCUUACUACGCUAUGGACAUGUUGAUUCGGUUUCCUGACAUAUGCACGACUCUCGGAGCUAAAGUCUACAAUGUGGGUGGGGACAGCACUGACGGAGUGGUCAUCACUAUGGAUAAGGGCACAAGAAUCGAGUUAAUAAUAUUAAUAAAAGACAAUACUUCUAAUAAAAUCGAGCAAGCACUGGUAGAAAGUAAAAGAAUUUGCAAAGAUAAAACCAUAUGCGUUCCUUGGGCUAUGCCAAAUGUUAUGGGGAUGAUGGGCAGAAUCAGUCACAGUAUGGGGUUGUUCAAGUUUGUGGAGGGACCGUCGAGUUUACACUACAUUGACAAGGAAUCGAAGCCUUAUGCCGACGUGAGAUGUCCGGCAAACACAUACACAUCAGCGUUGCAGUUAGCCCACGUCGACCAAAUCGACGAAGUCUGGCCGCAUAGAUAUGCAACCUCAAAGUCAUAUUUCGAACUCCUCAUUCGAAACAAUCUCAGUUACGGCCUCUUUGCAGACGACCAUAGACUAUUAGCCUGGACAUUAAUAAGUGAGGUUGGAUUCCUUAACCACCUCUUUUGCUUAGAAGAAUUUAGAAAUAAAGGCUACGCAGAGUUUUUGAUAAAGUUUGUUGUAAAUGAUCAGUUGAAACAGGGGAGGGAUGUAUUUUGUUAUAUUGUUGAUGGCAAUGAUAAAUCUUUGAAUUUGUUUAAAAAGCUUCAUUUUAAACAUGUUACUAAUGUUUCAUGGCUGUUUUUUAAAAGUCUGUAAUGUUAACUUUUAAAUGAACUUUAAAUUAUCAUAAGACAGGUCACUGUUCAUUUGUCCGGUAUAAAAGAGAAAGUUGUA